Molecule: messenger RNA, 2250 nt
Organism: Sinocyclocheilus anshuiensis
Lineage: Eukaryota; Metazoa; Chordata; Actinopteri; Cypriniformes; Cyprinidae
Product: zinc finger protein 260-like
Exons: 1
Coding region: 1-2250 (749 amino acids)
Biological process (GO): regulation of transcription by RNA polymerase II
Molecular function (GO): DNA-binding transcription factor activity, RNA polymerase II-specific; RNA polymerase II cis-regulatory region sequence-specific DNA binding
Source: RefSeq, a predicted model, not a curated record
AUGAAGAGCCACACUGGAGAGGAGCCAUAUGCAUGUUAUCAGUGUGGGAAGAGUUUCACGCAGAAACCACAUCUUACAGGGCACAUGAAGAGCCACACUGGAGAGGAGCCAUAUGCAUGUUAUCAGUGUGGGAAGAGUUUCACGCAGAAACCACAUCUUACAGGGCACAUGAAGAGCCACACUGGAGAGGAGCCAUAUGCAUGUUAUCAGUGUGGGAAGAGUUUCACGCAGAAACCACAUCUUACAGGGCACAUGAAGAGCCACACUGGAGAGGAGCCAUAUGCAUGUUAUCAGUGUGGGAAGAGUUUCACGCAGAAACCACAUCUUACAGGGCACAUGAAGAGCCACACUGGAGAGGAGCCAUAUGCAUGUUAUCAGUGUGGGAAGAGUUUCACGCAGAAACCACAUCUUACAGGGCACAUGAAGAGCCACACUGGAGAGGAGCCAUAUGCAUGUUAUCAGUGUGGGAAGAGUUUCACGCAGAAACCACAUCUUACAGGGCACAUGAAGAGCCACACUGGAGAGGAGCCAUAUGCAUGUUAUCAGUGUGGGAAGAGUUUCACGCAGAAACCACAUCUUACAGGGCACAUGAAGAGCCACACUGGAGAGGAGCCAUAUGCAUGUUAUCAGUGUGGGAAGAGUUUCACGCAGAAACCACAUCUUACAGGGCACAUGAAGAGCCACACUGGAGAGGAGCCAUAUGCAUGUUAUCAGUGUGGGAAGAGUUUCACGCAGAAACCACAUCUUACAGGGCACAUGAAGAGCCACACUGGAGAGGAGCCAUAUGCAUGUUAUCAGUGUGGGAAGAGUUUCACGCAGAAACCACAUCUUACAGGGCACAUGAAGAGCCACACUGGAGAGGAGCCAUAUGCAUGUUAUCAGUGUGGGAAGAGUUUCACGCAGAAACCACAUCUUACAGGGCACAUGAAGAGCCACACUGGAGAGGAGCCAUAUGCAUGUUAUCAGUGUGGGAAGAGUUUCACGCAGAAACCACAUCUUACAGGGCACAUGAAGAGCCACACUGGAGAGGAGCCAUAUGCAUGUUAUCAGUGUGGGAAGAGUUUCACGCAGAAACCACAUCUUACAGGGCACAUGAAGAGCCACACUGGAGAGGAGCCAUAUGCAUGUUAUCAGUGUGGGAAGAGUUUCACGCAGAAACCACAUCUUACAGGGCACAUGAAGAGCCACACUGGAGAGGAGCCAUAUGCAUGUUAUCAGUGUGGGAAGAGUUUCACGCAGAAACCACAUCUUACAGGGCACAUGAAGAGCCACACUGGAGAGGAGCCAUAUGCAUGUUAUCAGUGUGGGAAGAGUUUCACGCAGAAACCACAUCUUACAGGGCACAUGAAGAGCCACACUGGAGAGGAGCCAUAUGCAUGUUAUCAGUGUGGGAAGAGUUUCACGCAGAAACCACAUCUUACAGGGCACAUGAAGAGCCACACUGGAGAGGAGCCAUAUGCAUGUUAUCAGUGUGGGAAGAGUUUCACGCAGAAACCACAUCUUACAGGGCACAUGAAGAGCCACACUGGAGAGGAGCCAUAUGCAUGUUAUCAGUGUGGGAAGAGUUUCACGCAGAAACCACAUCUUACAGGGCACAUGAAGAGCCACACUGGAGAGGAGCCAUAUGCAUGUUAUCAGUGUGGGAAGAGUUUCACGCAGAAACCACAUCUUACAGGGCACAUGAAGAGCCACACUGGAGAGGAGCCAUAUGCAUGUUAUCAGUGUGGGAAGAGUUUCACGCAGAAACCACAUCUUACAGGGCACAUGAAGAGCCACACUGGAGAGGAGCCAUAUGCAUGUUAUCAGUGUGGGAAGAGUUUCACGCAGAAACCACAUCUUACAGGGCACAUGAAGAGCCACACUGGAGAGGAGCCAUAUGCAUGUUAUCAGUGUGGGAAGAGUUUCACGCAGAAACCACAUCUUACAGGGCACAUGAAGAGCCACACUGGAGAGGAGCCAUAUGCAUGUUAUCAGUGUGGGAAGAGUUUCACGCAGAAACCACAUCUUACAGGGCACAUGAAGAGCCACACUGGAGAGGAGCCAUACGCAUGCGAUCAGUGCGGGAAGAGCUUCACGCAAUCAUCGUACUUUACUGUUCACGUGAGGAUUCAUGUUGCUGUACGCAUGUUAUCAAUGCGGCAACAUGUUUCUGUGGGCUUCAUACCUGAAGAAACACCUGACAAUUCAUUCAAAGGAGAAGUCACAUUCAUGUGGUCCACCUGUCCGUCACAGCUGCGCCAUCUAGCGUAG